AUGGAAUCGCAGAAAGAAACUGAUUUGAAUUCUAAACCAAAAGUAAAAGUUGAAAGCGACACUGAUAAUAUUAGUAAACUUAAUGAUAUUGAUAAUAUUUUACCUAAAACGAAAAUUACUUUAUCCACCAAAAAUCCUUCACCAAUGAGCGCCAGAGAAAAAUUAACAAAAUACAUCGACGAUACCAAAGAUCACGUAUAUAUUGUAACUCACCAUAUAGUGCACCAUCGUGUCGAGAUUCCGAACGUAGUUGUUCCUAGAAAUCCAGCUGUUACAACACUACCUUCUCGACUGACAUUCCGGCAAAAAAUAAAACAUCAAAUACGACGAGCUCUCGAACGUCUCUUUAGUCGGUUUCGCCAAUUUGAGGAUAUUGUCGAAGAGAAAAUCCAUUCUGCGUCUGGAGCGAUUACCGACGACGUUAAAGAUUCAGUCGAUCAAACAGAAGAGAAAUUUUCUGAUGCUGUUCAUUCUGCUACAGAUAAAAUGGCAUCACAAUAUGAAAUAUUAAAAGACGAUGUUGUGAAUGCAUUUGAGAAAAUUAAAGAUAUUAUUGAAAGAGUUGGAAAUAUUGCAAAUGCAAUUGAAAAUACUCUCACAAGUCGAUUCACACCAUCAGAAGAUACAAGUUACACUUCUCACAGGUUACCGAACAACGAUCAACCUACGACAUCACACCAAAUUGAUAAUUUCGCUAGUAACGGUAAAGGAUUCAAUGAAAAAGAACAAACUGUUAAUUAUUCGAUAGACACAAGUGCAUUGUAUUGCGCGAUUUUUGUUCUAUAUUUUCUUUAUUUGAGAAUUAAUCUCUGGCAGCAACGUAGAAGAACAGCCGUAUUUGUUGGUGACGGUUCAAUUGAAAUGCUGAAAUCAAUGCAGAAUCAGGUUGGUACUCCAUCUGUUAUUUCUGAAAGUGACGAUAUGUCUAUUCCAAACGGCCAAUCAACACAACAACGAAUGAACUCUAUUAGCGGUAAUCAAGCCACCACAUCUAAAUCAAAUCAACAUCGCUCAUUUUAUCAAGCACCCUCUCCAUGUGAAUAUGAGAUGCUUAUGAGACUCUGUGAAGCGUGCAAUUUCUAUACAAUUACAGUACCCGUUGGUGUGCUUCUCCUUUCCAUAUUAGAAAUCAAUGGUCUACCGAAUACCAUAUUACACGUGUUAUAUAUCAUUCUUGGAUAUAGCGCUCUAUUAUAUAUUCAUGGAGGCUUAUUUGGUCAUUCACAGGAAUUUGUUCUUGGGCGAAAAGAAGUAGCACAGCAGAUUGGUUGGAUUGCGUUGGCAGUGGCUAGUUUUUCUUGUGGUUGGUUGGCAUUGUCAAGUUUUUGGAUUUAUAAAGGGGAGAUUUAA
Ambispora gerdemannii is the source of this 1350-nucleotide messenger RNA. Lineage: Eukaryota; Fungi; Glomeromycota; Glomeromycetes; Archaeosporales; Ambisporaceae. The record is from the annotation of a GenBank genome assembly.